UCGACAUCAUCUUGCAGAUCGAUCGAGGUUUCACAAUGGUCUCCUCCCAUGGCAUCGUCAAUGCAUUCUUCCUCUUCGCCGUCGCCCUCGUCGCGGCGUCUCAAGCUCAACACGCCGCCAACGCUGACUCUUUCAUGUCCGGCGCAUGCAAGAUCGUCGCUGGCAGCAGCAGCGGCGUCAUCAGCGUCACGUUCUGCAUGGACGCGCUCGGUUCCGACAGCCGGAGCCUCAGCGCCAGCUACUACAGUGACCUCGCCAUCAUCGCCAUCGACCUCCUGACAUCCAACACGACGAGCACCAAGGCCAAGAUAGACAACAUCCUUAAGGACGACGGCAACGGCUUGAAACCCGGCGACGCCACGACGGUGUGCUUCCAGUCGUGCCAGGCAGCAUACGCCAGCGUGCUACAGGGUCAGCUUGGCAUCUUCUACAACGUGCAGGCUGGCAGGUUUCCGGAGGCGAUGUCGGCGUUGGAGAAGGCAGCCAACAUGGUGGAGGAAUGCGAGAAAGGGUUCGGGAAGAGUAAUGUCAAGUCAUUGCUCACCACAGAGAACCACGACAGCUUUGAGCUCGCCAAGCUUGGCGCUUUGUUACUCAAUGAGGAACACUGAUAUCAAGAGACAAUGUUUAUAUACACAUAGUCUUUUUUUUUCUUAGCAUAUCCCUUUGUCAUGUCCUUUAAUUUUGAAAUAAACAAGGAUCAAGGAGGUUAAGGCCCUGUA
Molecule: messenger RNA, 722 nt
Organism: Oryza sativa Japonica Group (Japanese rice)
Lineage: Eukaryota; Viridiplantae; Streptophyta; Magnoliopsida; Poales; Poaceae
Molecular function (GO): enzyme inhibitor activity
Source: RefSeq, a predicted model, not a curated record